This is a messenger RNA of Hypanus sabinus (Atlantic stingray), 2464 nucleotides long. Its product is annotated as BMP/retinoic acid-inducible neural-specific protein 3-like. Gene Ontology annotation, biological process: positive regulation of neuron differentiation; negative regulation of mitotic cell cycle. The transcript has 7 exons. Bases 1 to 2283 code for a protein of 760 amino acids. The record is from RefSeq and is a predicted model, not a curated record. NCBI's taxonomy places the organism in Eukaryota, Metazoa, Chordata, Chondrichthyes, Myliobatiformes, Dasyatidae.
AUGAACUGGCGGCUUGUUGAUCUCGUCUCUUUGCUGUUCCUAUGGGACCGGCUGGCUCUUACUCUCCAUUGUUGGGCUCUCUUGGUGCUUUCCUCUCAUCACCAACACCAACAUGUCACCAGCCCCCUCGACUGGCUCCUCUCGGAUAAGGGUCCCUUCCACCGGGCCCGGGAUUAUUCCAACUUCCUGGAUAGAUACCGGCAGGGAUUUACUACCAGAUACAAGAUCUACAGAGAGUUUGGUCGAUGGAAAGUAAAUAAUUUAGCAGUGGAAAGAAGAGACUUUUUGGGCUCAGAUUUGCCUCUAGCUCCAGAGUUCAUCAGAAAUAUCCGCAUGUUAGGACGGAGACCAAGUCCACAACAGAUAAUUGAUAAUUUGAUCAAGAAGUAUGGCACACAUUUCUUGCUAUCUGGAACACUUGGAGGGGAAGAAUCGCUGACUAUAUUUGUGGACAAACAAAAGUUGAAUAAGAACACUGAACUCAAUAACAAUUCUGCUAUCAGUUUGGACACCCUUCACCAGCUGGCUGCUUCCUAUUUCAUUGACCGAGAGACGACAUUACGCAAACUGCAUGAAAUCCAGAUUGCAUCUUCAGCGAUCAAGGUAACGGAAACCAGAACAGGACCUCUUGGAUGCAGUAACUAUGACAAUCUGGACUCUGUUAGUUCAGUUCUGGUACAAAGUCCCGAGAACAAAAUUCACUUACAAGGCCUUCAAGCUAUUUUGCCAGAACACCUGCGGGAACGGUUUGUUGAGGCGGCUCUGAGCUACAUUGCCUGUAACUCCGAGGGCAGCUUCAUCUGUAAGGACCAUGACUGCUGGUGUCAGUGUACAGCCAAAUAUCCAGAAUGCAACUGCCCUUUUCUGGACAUCAAAGCCAUGGAGGACAAUCUGCUAUGGAUAACAGACAGCUGGACCAACCACAACAAAGAAUUUGAGGUGUCGGAUGAGUUCAAGACCUUUCUGAAGAAGCUGCCGACUGAGUAUUUCCUGAACAGCUCCACCAUCCUUCAACUCUGGACAAUGGACUUCAGUCUCCAGCACCGCUACGAGCAACUGGAAGCCACUCUGAAGGUGCUCUUCACCAAGGCACAGAAGACUGUCCGAAAGCUCUUCAGCCUAAGUAAGCGCUGCCAGAAACAACCGAAAUUCGUCCUCCCCAGAGAAAGGGCCAUGACCUAUUGGCUAAAUCGCGUCCAGUCCUUCUUGUACUGCACAGACAACAGCCUGGCCGGGAUCUUUUCAGAGGAGAGCCGGAGCUGCACCUGCCCCUACGACCAGCUGAGCUGCCAGAAGCCCAUUCCGUGUGUGGUGGGUGAGGGGACAUCCUGUGUGGUGUGUGCUGCCGAUAAUCGCACCCGCUGUGGCGGCUGUAACGAAGGCUACAUGCUGGCCCAGGGGGCCUGCCGGCCGGAAGUAGCUGACUCCACUGAGCAGUACAUCGGUUUUGAGACUGAGCAGGACCUGCGGGACAUGGAGAUUAGGUACCUGCUGCAGAAGCGAGAUAGCAAGAUCAUUGUGCCGGCCAUCUUCAUCAGCAAUGACAUGCGCCUCAACAGCUGGUUCGAUCCCUCCUGGAGAAAGCGUAUGCUCCUAACACUGAAGAGCAACAAGUACAAGACCAAUUUUGUCCAUAUGAUCUUGGGCAUGACCAUACAAAUCUGUUUGACUAAAAAUAGUACUUUGGAACCAGUGCUGGCUAUCUAUGUGAAUCCCUUUGGAGGUAGUCACUCAGAGAGCUGGUUCAUGCCCGUCAAUGAAGACAACUACCCAGACUGGGAGCGGACUAAGGUGGAUGUGCCUCUUCAGUGUUACAACUGGACUCUGAUACUGGGCAACAAGUGGAAGACCUUCUUUGAAACAGUCCACAUCUAUUUGAGGAGCCGCAUCAAGUCCAGCGGCAACGAGAGCCUGUUCUAUGAGCCACUUGAAUUCAUCGACCCUUCCAGGAAUCUGGGCUACAUGAAGAUCAGCCACGCCCAGGUGUUCGGUUACAGCAUGCACUUCGACCCUGAUGCCAUUCGGGACUUGAUCCUGCAGCUGGACUACCCGUACACCCAGGGCUCGCAGGACUCCGCCCUGCUUCAGCUGCUGGAGAUACGAGACCGAGUGAACCGUCUGUCCCCCUACAGCCACCAGCGGCUGGACCUCUUCACCUGCCUGCUCCGCCAUCGGUUGAAGCUGACCACCAGUGAGGUGGUCAGAAUUCAAGCCUCCCUCCAGGCAUUCAAUGCCAAACUCGUCAACCCCGUCGAAAAUGAAACCACCAAAUUAUGCAGUUAAUCGCCAGCACCCCUUAGUACCAGGGAUGAAAUUGGUAAUUCUUUCCUUGAUGUUUUUUUGUGUACAACUUGUUUGAUUCAACCAUGGAUUUUCCCAUGCAACAAGCACCAGUCCUUAUUCUCUAAGUUAGUUGGUGAAGCACCAAAUCACAGGAGCAAACCAAUGACCUGAAGCCCUUUGA